This is a messenger RNA of Wasmannia auropunctata (little fire ant), 2580 nucleotides long. RefSeq lists its product as uncharacterized. The transcript has 8 exons. Lineage: Eukaryota; Metazoa; Arthropoda; Insecta; Hymenoptera; Formicidae. The record is from RefSeq and is a predicted model, not a curated record. Bases 730 to 2580 code for a protein of 616 amino acids.
GGCGGAACAUCUUCGUCGCGAACGGGAACGCGAGCUGCCCGGUGUGGUAACGGCGUGUAGAGAAGAAACAAGAAUCAAGUGUGGAAAUAUAUUAUUAAUGUCUAUGCCAGCUAUAUCACAGCAAAUCACUUCCGUUUAAUCACGUGAAAAGACAAAGUAAUUUAAACAAAAAGAGAUUGCUAGUGCCUUCUAGCCAUUUUAAGAAAUUAAAAGUAUUCCGUUAAUAAAAUAGUACUACGUACGGAGUCCCACACCAUUCGGAUAUUUUCCGGCUGCGGAGACAUCCGUGUAUUUCCACGAUAAGACACAGACACGUUCCGGUAAGUUGCAGUCGCACGAUGACCGCGACCACGACCGCGCCAAGGUAAACGCUAGCAAGGAGGUCACGGCGCCGGUGAAUUGUGUUAAGUGCGCCAAGCGACUUAUCCAACGAGGUCCGCGAGAAAUCUCGUCAUUAGUAGUGUACACGACGGUGAACGCAGAACGACAUACGUCCGGCGAUAUAGCAUUUACACAAUUGAUUUCGCCACAAAAAAGAUACAAAAAGAAAUUACGUCUGCAGUCGUAAUAAAGUUUCCGGAACAAGACGAAAUAAUAAGAUAAUAAGAAGACUGCCGGGAUGCUGCACGAGGAGCUAUUGAGCUCCAGCUAACACGUGGCGAUUACGCGCACACUCCGCAGUUGCAAGGGCAGGACGGUGUUUCGUCGUGAGAGGCUGGGACCUCCAGGAUGCCAGGGGUGUGGAAGUUGCUACAUACGCUGAUCUAUAUGAUGGUUGGCUUGAGGAGCGUCAGUAGCAACAGCGACAUUUGGCCGCUGGAGAGGCCAGAGGGCAUGCCGGCCAUUCAAUCUUUGGAGGUGAUGUGCGGAAAAGAUCAUAUGGACGUCCAUCUCUCGUUCUCGCAACCCUUUGAAGGUAUCGUCUCGUCCAAAGGCCAACACGCGGACCCACGUUGCAUCUAUGUCCCACCGUCCACCGGACAGACGUUCUUUUCCUUCCGGAUAGCUUACGCGAGAUGCGGUACAAAACCGGACAUGCAUGGGCAAUUUUAUGAGAAUACCGUGGUGGUUCAGUACGAUAAAGACUUACUCGAGGUUUGGGAUGAGGCUAAACGACUGCGAUGCGAGUGGUUCAACGAUUAUGAGAAAACCGCGUCGAAACCACCGAUGGUUAUCGCGGACCUCGACGUGAUACAGUUGGAUUUUAGAGGUGACAACGUGGACUGCUGGAUGGAAAUUCAGCACGGCAAGGGUCCAUGGGCGCCACCCGUGUCCGGUAUCGUGCCGCUCGGCUCUACUCUUACUCUGGUCGUCGCCAUAAACGAUUAUCGAGGUGAGUUCGACAUGCGGGUCAAGUCGUGCGUGGCUUCAGACGGCGGCGGUCACACGAUACAGCUCAGCGACGAGUUUGGCUGCGUGCUAAGACCGAAGAUGAUCAGCCGGUUCUUGAAAGCGCGCGGCUCGGAUGAUCGCGCGACCGUCAUCACGUACGCCUUCUUCCACGCGUUCAAAUUCCCGGAUGCGUUAAGCGUUCAUAUCAAAUGCAAGGUGGAAAUAUGCCGGCACGGUUGUCUGGAUCAUUGUCAACUGAGUGGCUCGAUAGCUCAUUAUAUUCAAGAAAGAAAGGAUCACAUACGGCCACAGUAUAUAGAUAGUACGGCAGCUUCUGUUCUUUCCAAUGACGAUAGACCAGACAGCGCGGACAGAGACAACGAAGACGCGGGUGGCAAUGUGGAGCAGGCAGAUGGUUCUCUGUACGACGAUGUCAUUCAGAAUGGCGAUGAAAUGACGUCGAUCGGCGGACAUUUCUUAGACGUUGAAAAGUCGAUUCCGAAAGCGCAGGCACAGACGAGUAACCGAUUACCGCCGGCUGUGAUCGAAACGCAAACGCAAGACGACAGCAAGAUGAUCCAGCCGGAUGAUCACGAUGUCGAUUUAUCAAAACCAUUUAUGGAAAGAGAACCGUCGCGAGUGAAUAGGUAUGAGAGCGAGCAGGACCAAUUCCCGCAUGGACCACGGAAUCUGGAGGAGGACGGCGCGGGUGCGGGCGCGGGCGUGGGCGCGGUACCAGUGACGCCGCUCUCUGCCGGCGUCACCCGUCGAAAACGCUCGGUGACGGUGACGGACAGGAAAGCGCGUAGCGCCGACGUCGGCGUCAGCGGUAUUUACGAGGUCAUCUCCGAGGCGGAUCUGGCUUUUAGUCCAGACACGCACGCCGAGGCGGUGACAGUUUUUCAGGGCAGGAUACGCGAGGAGGUCGUUUACGGGAUCUGUCUGCCAAUGCCAGGUUUCAGCGCGCUUUUCAUCGUCGUCGCGCUCUCGGCGAUCGUUUCCGCCCUCGUUGCAGGCGCGAUGCUGCAUCGGCUACAAGCGCAGCGGGACGUCGCCGCCCGCGCCGGCAGCAGGGAGAACAAUCAAACCGGAGUACACGCCAACAACAACGGCUGGCUGCCUUACGGUCUGCUCCGCGUGCGCUGCACGGCGCGACCCACUCAUCAUUCCGACGAGCUGCAGCAACAGAAGCAGCCGAACGCAAUAGCUUCACAGGUUGCUGCAGAUUCAUCGGUUGAGCGAGGCUGA